AUUAAUUAAGUAGUUGGAUGAGAAAAGAAGCCGCCGAAAGGGAAUUUUCCUCAUUAUCUUUUUCAAAGCAAUGAGAACGUCCUAACUAGUCGUCGUCUUUCUUUCUAACCUCGGAAUUAGAUUCAAAUUAAAGAAUGUCUUUAAUCAUAAUCUGUUGAUUCAGAUGUGCUUCAUAUGUUACAUUUCUCCACUCGUUCUUCCUUAUUUGCUUUGAAGGAUUGAUCCUUGUCGUUAGAAGCAAGACAUGUAUUCAAUGCCCACAACAUUAUCUUUACUUCCUUUCCACGUAAUGAAAAAAACCAUUCAAACAAAAGCAUACGAAAUUGGUACAAACCAGAGAAAGAAGAUCAAUCUCAACAGAUUAAUUCCAAAAGUUCUACUUUUGGAGGAACUCUGUGUGUGUGUGUGUGUGUGUGUGUGUAUUCUAUAUAUUCUCUUUUUCUUUAAUUUCCAGUUGGCGAUAACGGCAUAUGAACUUUUUCUUUGCGGCUGCAUCUUAAAUUAAUUAAUAUGUGCACAUCUUUUCAUUAAAAUUAUGCCAAACUUUGUAUACAAGUUAAAUAAAUUACCCUCCACAUGCAUCCAACAUUUCGUUUAAAGUAGAUCUUUAAUUCUUCUUCAAUUAUAUAUUCAAAAUAAUGUAGGAAUCACAUGUAUAGUUAUAUAUAUAUAUAUAUAUAUAAUCAGUUUCUGUCACGGAUAUGUAUAUAUAUAUAAUAAUAUAUAUAUAUAUAUAUAUAUAUGGAGUUUUGAUCUGUUGGAAGAUUGCAAGAGCUUCUUCCUAUAGCCAUUUGAUCUUUGGUUCUGAAAAAAAAUGGCUGAAAAUGAAUUUGAUUUUGUGGUUUCCAUAGAAGAGCUUUCGGCAAGGAAAGUUGUCAAGAGAGUGGACAACACUCAUUCAAGUGGAGGCCAUGAUCAGCCUGUGGUUUCCACUUUUGAAGCUCAUGAGAAGCACAGCACCGAGAAAGUAAUAUCAUCAACUGAUUCCAGUUGGGAGAAUAAAUUGGAAAGGUUAAUGGUGGAAGAAGAAGAACAGCAAGGAGGAGAUCCAGCGACAUCCCACAAGCCAAAGAUUCAAACGGUUCCACCAAUGCUUCGAGGUCAAAAGAAUUUCGAAAAGUACUUCGAGCCAAGGGCUGUAUCCAUUGGUCCUCUUCAUCAUGGCAAGCCAAAGCUCCAGGUUGCAGAGAAAUACAAGCCUAAACUGACAAAGAAAUUCAUAAAUAACAGAAGCGCUGACAAUGGCAAAGAUUUAUACAUGAAGAUUUGGAACAACAUAGAGAUGCUGAGGGAUUGCUACGAUGAGGCAGUGACCAGAAACUGGGACAACCAGAGCUUAGCCUGGAUGUUGUUCUUGGAUGGCUGUUCAACACUGCAGUUCAUUCACAGCUUUGUUACGAAUGAGCUAAAGAUCUUCAAGAUCAAAAACGAUCAAAUUGCUUUUGCUCAACAGGAUCUCUUCUUGUUGGAGAACCAACUUCCCUAUCAACUGCUCAAACUCUUGAUGAAUGAUGAUGACAGAGAAGUAGGCAACCAAAAUGACGAGGAGAAGAAGAAGAAUAAGUAUGAGGAAUCCAUCAGGACAUUUAUCCGAAUGAAUGUUAUGGCACCUAAGAAAUACAUGCACCAAAUAGAUGUAAACAUGGAAAAGAAGCAAGAACCAGCUCAUCUUCUGGAGCUCCUCCAAUCAGCACUUAUUUAUCAACCACCCAAAAAGAAACAGUCUCAAUCCAAAAGGAAAAAGCCUGAUCCCUAUCGCAAUAAGAAGAAAUUGGAUUGUAGGAUAUCUUAUCGCAAUGUUCAAGAACUAAAAGCUGCUGGCAUCCAGUUGAAGCCAAGUUCAACUUCCUCCUUAAAAGAUAUAGAUUUUAAUUCUCUUUGCUUUGCAGGUUACCUCAAACUUCCUCAAUUGAUAGUGGAUGAUUCAACAGGGCCUUUGUUUUUCAACCUCAUAGCCUAUGAGAUGUGUCCAGAUAAUAUCCAGACCAAAUAUGAAGUUACCUCCUAUGUAAGCUUCCUUGAUUCUCUCAUUGAUAAUGCAGAGGAUGUUAAAGAUCUAAGGUCUGCAAACAUACUUGAGAAUUCUCUUGGAAGUGAUUUAGAAGUAGCAGAACUCUUCAAUGAAAUAGGAACCGAUCUGGUUCCUAAUCCUGAGGCAUACAUGAAAGUGAAGGCCAAAAUCCAAAAACACUACAAAAACAAGUGGACGACAUGGAUGGCUCAAGUCUGUCACGACCAUUUUAGCAGUCCAUGGACUAUCAUGGCUUUUAGUGCUGCCUUGGUUGCACUAGCUUUGAGCGGUAUACAGACUUGGAAAUCUGUGUUUCCUGAUCCUGGUCCCUGUGAUAAUUUCUGCAAGAACAUGACAUUGUAAGCAAAAUCUUUUGAAAAUUCCCUCAUGGGAGACAAUUUGUUAAUUUCCUACCAUGAUUAUAUUUAUAGAUUCUGUAUUUAUUCUCUGAGAGCUGUUGUUUACUGUUUUCUAAUAAUUCAUAAUUAUAACAAAAGUGAGAUAGAACUUAUUUUCUUUUUUC
Molecule: messenger RNA, 2534 nt
Organism: Ziziphus jujuba (common jujube)
Lineage: Eukaryota; Viridiplantae; Streptophyta; Magnoliopsida; Rosales; Rhamnaceae
Product: UPF0481 protein At3g47200
Exons: 1
Coding region: 815-2374 (519 amino acids)
Source: RefSeq, a predicted model, not a curated record